Molecule: messenger RNA, 3821 nt
Organism: Eucalyptus grandis
Lineage: Eukaryota; Viridiplantae; Streptophyta; Magnoliopsida; Myrtales; Myrtaceae
Product: pentatricopeptide repeat-containing protein At3g50420
Biological process (GO): RNA modification
Molecular function (GO): protein binding; RNA binding
Source: RefSeq, a predicted model, not a curated record
CGUUAUCAAUCGUCAUUGCCCGAAGUCGCGGCUUGGCUUCUAGUAGCAGUUGGUAGUUCGUCUUCACCGGCCGGAGCUGGCCGCGAAGCUACUGGCCCCGGCCGUUUUAUGCCGCCCUUAUGCGAGCCGUCCCCCUUCGCAUCGCUCCUCCAAAAAUGCGCGUCCGCGACCGCCCUCGACACCGCCCGCCGGCUCCACGCUCUCGUCCUCACGACCCGCGCCGUCUCCCCGUACGUGAACAACAAUCUGCUCUCCAUGUACGCUCGCUGCGGGUCGCUGGACAGCGCGCGGCAAGUGUUCGACAGAAUGCCUCAGAGAAACGUAGUUUCUUACAACGCGCUCAUCUCGGCUUAUUCUCGGGUGCCCGGUCGGGCGUCCUCGGCCUUGGGGUUGUUCGCCCGACUGGGCGACGAGGGGCUGAGGCCUAAUGGGCUGACGUUCACCAGCUUGUUCCAGGCUUGCUCUUUGCUCGAAGAUCGGUUCGCGAGUUCUUUGCUUCAUGGUCGUGUCGUGAAAUGUGGGUUUGCGGAUAAUGUCUGUGUUCAGACGUCUAUUCUCGGCAUGUACUCUAGUUUCGGGGAUCUGGAAUCUGCAGGGAACGUCUUCAGGUGUAUAGUCGAUAAAGAUGCUGUCGUGUGGAACUCGAUGAUUUUGGGGAGUUUGAAGAACGAUAGAAUCGGGGACGCUCUCCGCAUAUUCAGGGAGAUGCUUGCAUCUGGUGUUUCUCCGACUCAGUUCACGUAUUCAAUUGUCCUGAAUGCUUGUGCAAAGCUGGAACAUCAUACCUAUGGACGGAUUGUCCAUGGCCAAGCAAUUGUCUCUGGCACCACCUUUGAUCUGCCUAUGGAGAAUGCCCUGCUUGACAUGUAUCUUAACUGCGGUGACAUAAGUACUGCACAGAGUAUUUUUGAUGGAGUGCAGAAUCCAGACAUUGUUUCUUGGAACUCAUUGAUUUCUGGGUAUACAGAAAACGGUCAUGGAGAAGUUGCCAUAGAGAUCUUUAUACGGUUAAUGAGACUUUGUUCUAAACCAGAUGAAUACACGAUUGCAGCUGCCAUUUCUGCAACGGGAACAUUCUUAGUCAAUGACUGUGGGAAGGCUCUUCAUGGUCAAGUCAUUAAAGCUGGAUUUGAAAGUAGCGUCUAUGUCGGAACUACACUAAUCUCCAUGUACUUUACCAAUGGAGAAAAUGGGUAUGCUCAUAAUGUUUUCCACUCAUUACCAGUAAAGGAUGUGGUUAUCUGGACAGAGAUGAUCACAGCUCAUUCUAAAUUGGAAGAUGCAGAGACUGCAAUGAAAUUUUUCUAUGAAAUGUACAAGGAAGGCCAUAAGACUGAUAGUUUUGCUUUAAGUGGAGCUUUGAGCACAUGUGCUGAUCUUGCAGUUCUCAAACAAGGAGAGAUGAUACACUCCUUGGCGGUAAAAAUGGGAUAUGAUGUCGACAUGGCUGUUUGCGGUAGUCUAGUUGACAUGUAUGCUAAAACUGGAAACCUUCAAGCUGCUGAGUUAAUAUUUUCUGAUGUUUCCAACCCUGAUUUGAAAUGCUAUAACUCGAUGCUUGGAGGAUAUGGCUACCAUGGAUUGGCAGAGAAGGCAUUGGAACUUUUUGAUGAAAUUCUUGUGGCCGGUCUACUUCCAGAUCAAGUGACCUUCCUAUCAGCACUCUCUGCUUGCAACCAUAGUUCCUUGGUCAAAGAAGGGAAGAACUUAUGGAAUUGUAUGAGAAACUUUAAUCUUAGGCCAGGCCCUAAGCAUUACUCAUGCAUGGUCAGUUUGCUGAGCCGAGCAGGAUUACUGGAAGAGGCAGAGGAAAUGAUUAACAAAUCACCAUUCUAUGAUGACCAUUUAGAAUUGUGGAGAACCUUGCUUAGUUCAUCUGUAAAUUGUCAGAAUUUGCGCAUGGGAAUUCGUGCUGCUGAGCAUGUUCUGAGUUUGGAUGUAGAAGACACUGCAACUCACAUCUUGCUCUCUAAUCUUUACGCUGCUGCAGGGAAGUGGGAUGUUGUUGCAGAAACAAGACGAAAGAUAAGAGGGCUCGCGAUGGAUAAAGAUCCAGGACUAAGUUGGAUUGAAUCCCAGGAUACAAUUAAUGCAUUCUCUUCUGGUGAUCAGUUACAUCCUACUAUAAGCAAAAUUCAGUCUGAACUUAACAGCCUAAUUGGAAACAUGAAAAGAUCGGAAGUUGAUGAGUUUGAUUCAAUAAUAUGUGGUAUCUAGAAUGAGGAGUCCAGAUUUAAUACUUCUUUUCCAGUGAAACUUGGUCAUCAGCACCAAAACAGGAGAUGAUGAUCUCAUCAUGUAUCAGUGCAGGCAUAGGCAACCUCCUGUGGAAUGAGACACCAGAAAGAGAGCAGACAGUUGCUUUAGAUGGAGACCAGAUAGCUGCUCCCAUGGCAGAGCCGAUAGAUUCUUUGUCUGUUCUAGUUUACUCUCCAUCCUUAGAUUCUUCUCCAUCUGAGCUUGACUUACCUAUUGCUCACAGAAAAGGUAUACAUUCCAUAGUUAACACUCAGCCAAUCUAUACUUCUCCGAGUUAUAGUCAUGUUCUUCUCCCUAGAUGGUAUUCCUCUCUUCCUUGGAUCCUCUUUUUAUUCCUAAAUCUGUCACAGAAGCAUUGUCUCACGUUGGCUGGGAAGCCGCAAUGAAGGAGGAAUACCAUGUCAUGAGAAGAUGCACACUGCACACGAUCACUGUAACAUUCGGCCCAUCCUGCCUUCUACAGUGCUCAGUAGAAACAGUCAACUAUGGCAUCAAAUAGGUUACUGUAGCUGAGAUUUUUAUUUCACACCACGACUCUAGAGGCACUGAACAGAGCAUAAUCUAGCCUGAAUGCUCUUGGAUCAGCAGCAUGCCCAAAAUAAGGGUGCAAACUACAGAGAAGAGGGUAAUUGUUGCCUAGCAAUAAUUGGACUACAGGUCCUAAUAAAGGAGCAGAACUAGCUGCAAAUUGAACACCUGGGUUGAACAUUGUCGGGACGGACUGCGGGACAGUAGUAACAGGUAGUGAAUGAUUGAUAGCUUCUAAUGCUGCUUUAAGACCCUAAAUGGCAGGUAGCACGAACUGAGGUAUAUAUCACCAAUAAUUGGCUUGUUGCCAACAUGCAGAUAAGCAAUGUUGACGCAAUGUGCGUGUAAAGUCUGAUUACUCCCUUAGCAAAGACAUCAGAGCAAGUCUUGUCUCCAACUAGGUGGAUACCUCCAAGUUCCCGAUUCCCAGCACCACUUGGAUUCUGAUGUUUAUAUUUUACAGCAAGAGCACAAAGUUUUGUAGUGUUCUUCAACCUACACCAUGGACUGGUUUUGAGUUGGGGAGGUCGUCUCCAUGAAAAUAGACAACCUGCGACACCUUGACUCUCUGCUUGAAGUAGCAUUAGUGAAACAGAUGUGAGAUGUCUCGAUCAGAAGAUAAGGGUAAAUUCUUUCAAUAGAGAAAGACAAAAGCAUACCUAUGACCAUAGAAACAGAAACAACACUGAGAUGAAGUAUGAGACUGAGACAAUUCUUAUGCAGAAUCAAUGGCUGUUUCAAGUGAUGAGACAAGGAACCAACUGAAAUCUCUGAUGAGUAUUGAGAGUCCGAAACUCUGAGAUUGAGGCUAUCAUCUUCCCAGUCUCUCCUACCACGCAACUCUGUUUUUUUGUUGGAUAAGUAUGUACAGGCCGGCAUUUUAUUUGUAAACUGUACUGAGAAAUUUUCUAGCUCCCCUUCUUUUUUCCUAAUUUCAAAUCCCACUUAUCCGACAAAACAUUCUUAGGCUUUCAUUGUCCCAAAUCAUCAGUUUUCUCUGAACAAAUUAAACAGCCAAAUGGAGUCAUUUUGCA